CAAGACGAAAAGUAUCAAUAUGCAUACAUGUUAUUUGGAUUUUAAUGAAAUGAAAUUUACUUCAACAUAUGUCUAGUUUUUUCAUAAAUAUUUGUCAAAAUAAGCUAAAGGGGUUAUAAGCUAACACUUUCAUAAUAUUACUGCUCUUCUAAAAUUGUACACAAGAAAAAUAUUACGUAAAUAAUAGCCUAUAUUAAAUCUACGCCUAAAUAUUAAGUUGAAGAAUGUAAUAGGCUAGGGAAACCACAAGAGAAAAAUAUGACAAGAUAGGUUAAUUUUCACACAAAAAUGUUCGGAUACGAACACUUAUGAAAAUAGUUCAACACGGGUUGGGUCGGGUUAUACGAGUUGCGUUACCCAAAAUUCACACCCAACCCAAUAAAGGCGGGUUGUACAAAAGAAAACCCACAUCUAACGAUAAACUUUAAUUUUGACAAUAAAUAUGGGUUGAUUGAGUCUUGUUGGACGGAUGUGUCGGUUUACAAAUUGUUUUGUUCAAUGCCUAUUCCAUCAAAGAAUUCACACAUAACACAGUACAGUAUAAGGAAAUAGACUAUUUUAUACCAAAAUGUGUUUGUUGCACAAUCUUUUCUCGUUUCUGUUACUGGCACAUCUCGUUGGCUAAUGAAUUAUUAGAUGCCAUAGGUUGAAAAGGUGACCAACUUGGGUUUUGGUUGCUUCAGUUACAAACUUCCAUCUAUAUGUCCAAUAAAGAAGCAGCCACAUAAUAUCAUGACACAUACCUAGAAUGGUUAUUGUCAAACAAGUCCUUAUGGUCACCAGUAAUAUGAACUAGAGUCAACGCAAGCAUCCAACUUUCCACUAUCGGUUGACUCUAGGCAAAUAUUUGUUAACUUUGACAUUUGCUUAAGCAACAAAUUAUACUGCUAUCCUGCUUCAAAAGAAUUGUAGUUUCUAAGAAGAAGGAUGUAAUUAGGAACUGAAAUGUCAAAAUAUAACACAAUUAGCCAAAUAUUGAUAGAUACUACAACUAUAGAGGACUGUUUGAUACAAAAGUACAAAACCAUACCAUCUUUUCUGCAGUGCCAGUGCUCCCACCCUGCUUUCACUCCAUUUGAAAUUUGGGCAUUGGGUAACCAAUUAACAAACGGCUAUGCACUACUCCCCACACCAACUUUCCAAAGCCCCAAAGGAUCCUCCUGUUCUUCUGCUUCUGGCUUCUGCUCCCAAUUAAAAUAAUACUCCUCAAAACUGAAAACUUUUCCCUCUCUAUUUUCUCUCUCCUUGCUUGGAGAGUGUCAUUAUUUGCUCUUGUGCUCACCAAGAACUUCUUUUAUUUGCUUUUGUGCACUUUUCGAAAUUCAAAAACAAUCAUGAACAAACCAAAAGGACAGAUUUUUCCCCGGCAAGCCUAGCAGCCGAGACUUGCUCAUUCCUCCCAUUUCCUCAACUCCCCAAAACCUUAACCCUUCUUCUAUGACUCGACCUGCUCUGCUGCUCCCCUCUUGUUCUCAGUAGAAAGUAGAAACCACCCAUUAAAACCCCCAAACCUAGAGACAGCAAAACCCUUGUUCCAUUCUUCUUCUUCUCCCUCUUUUUUUUUUUUUCUUGUCUUUACUUUUGUCCUUUUCUCCCUCUUCCUGUAGCUCAAGCUUCACUAAUCACCAGAUUUGAGUAUACAGAAUCAGAGAGCAACCUAGAGCAUCUUGCUGAAAGAGAAAGAAGAAAAGCUUCUUCCAGUGAAGGAAAAAUGGAAAUGGGUGCCCUUGGAUGGGUGUUUCCUCUCAUUUAUGCAGCAACCCUUUUGAGCUCUACCUCUCUUGCUUUGACUGAAGAUGGUAUUGCAUUGUUGGAACUGAAGGGAACAUUGAACGAUACCAGGAACAUGCUUGCCAACUGGGUAGCCACUGAUGAAUCUCCUUGCCUAUGGACUGGCAUCUCUUGCUAUCCUGAUGACCAUAGAGUCAGCUCAAUAAACCUUCCUUACUUGCAACUUGGAGGGAUCUUAUCUCCCAGCAUUGGGAAAAUUAGUAGAUUACAGAGAUUGGCGCUUCAUCAGAACAGCUUACAUGGGGUCAUUCCAAAUGAAAUUACCAAUUGCAAGGAGCUCAGAGCCCUGUAUUUGAGAGCUAAUUAUCUGCAAGGAGGCAUACCUUCUGAUAUUGGGAAUCUCUCCAGUCUCAAUAUAUUGGAUUUGUCUAGCAAUUUGCUGAAGGGUGCCAUACCUUCAUCUAUUGGCAAGCUUACACGCUUGCGCCACUUGAACUUGUCCACCAACUUCUUCUCUGGCGAAAUACCUGACUUUGGUGCUCUAAGCACAUUUGGGAAUAGUUCGUUUACUGGAAACUUAGAUCUUUGUGGAAGGCAAGUGGCAAAGCCAUGCCGAACAUCACUCGGUUUCCCUGUUGUGCUACCACAUGCUGCUAGCGAGGAAGCAGGCGUUCCCACGAAACGUUCUUCUCAUUACAUCAAGGGUGUUCUGAUUGCUGUAAUCUCAGCAAUGGGCAUAACAAUCAUUGUGCUCUUUGGUUUUCUCUGGGUAUGCUUACUGUCAAAGAAGGAAAGAGCUGCAAAGAAAUACACCCAAGUCAAGAAGCAAGUUCACAAGGAAGCAAGCACGAAGCUUAUUACUUUCCAUGGUGAUCUACCAUACACAUCGAUCGAGAUAAUAGAGAAGCUGGAGACUCUCGAUGAACAUGAUGUGGUAGGGUCUGGAGGAUAUGGUACUGUCUACCGUAUGGUCAUGAAUGAUUGUGGAACAUUUGCUGUAAAAAGGAUUGACAGAAGUCGUGAAGGUUCUGAUCAAGUUUUCGAGAGGGAAUUAGAGAUUUUGGGAAGCAUCAAGCAUAUCAAUUUAGUGAACCUUAGAGGCUACUGUCGGCUCCCCACAUCAAAGCUUCUGAUAUAUGACUAUGUUGCCUUGGGCAGUCUAGAUGACUUUUUGCAUGGACAAGCUGAAGAAGACCGUGAAUUAAAGUGGGGUGCUCGUCUAAGAAUAGCCUUAGGUUCUGCUCGGGGAAUCGCAUACCUGCACCAUGACUGUUCUCCUAAGAUAGUCCAUCGAGACAUAAAAUCUAGCAACAUUUUGCUCGAUGAAAACUUGGAACCGCACGUCUCAGAUUUUGGUCUUGCCAAGCUUUUAGUAGACGAAGAUGCCCACGUUACAACUGUAGUUGCUGGAACGUUCGGUUAUUUGGCACCAGAGUAUCUACAGAGCGGGAGGGCAACUGAGAAGUCAGAUGUGUAUAGCUUUGGAGUUCUAAUGCUUGAGCUAGUGACUGGGAAGAGACCUACUGACCCGGCGUUCGUGAGGAGGGGCCUGAAUGUCGUUGGAUGGAUGAACACACUACUGAGGGAGAACAGGCUCGAAGAUGUGGUUGACAAAAGAUGCACUGAUGCAGAAAUGGAAGUUGUCGAAACAUUGCUAGAGAUUGCAGCAAGGUGUACCGAUGCAAACCCAGAUGAAAGGCCGACCAUGAACCAGGUGCUUCAGUUGCUUGAGCAGGAAGUAAUGUCCCCUUGCCCCAGUGAACUCUACGAGUCACAAUCAGACUAUUGCUGAAGAGGUCUCAAACAGGUGGUAGACAGUAACCAUUGAUGGAUUCAUCAUGCAUUCCGACUGGCUAAGCCUUUGAGGGCCAAAUGGGGUUUUUGACGAAUUGGUCUUAUUAUGUAUGCCUAUUCCUUUUGAGGCAUUCCCUGUAAAUGAUUCUCUUCUCUUCUUGGAAGAUGUCGGAUUGGAUGAUAUGAAUGUUCUGGUGUCACUAUGCCAAGUUUGCUACCUCUUGUGUAGAUUUGAUAUUACACUAUCCUAGUUCUUGGUGUUUGUCAAUGCGUAGUUAGGUUAUUCAACUAUUGGUUUUGGUUGACUGGUUGAUGCGUUAGUGAUGAGGACAUUCGUAAGAAACAGGGUUUAGGCGU
This is a messenger RNA of Linum trigynum, 3882 nucleotides long. NCBI's taxonomy places the organism in Eukaryota, Viridiplantae, Streptophyta, Magnoliopsida, Malpighiales, Linaceae. The record is from the annotation of a GenBank genome assembly.